Messenger RNA from Benincasa hispida (wax gourd), 1499 nucleotides. RefSeq names its product HCP-like superfamily protein with MYND-type zinc finger. The record is from RefSeq and is a predicted model, not a curated record. Gene Ontology annotation, molecular function: protein binding. Lineage: Eukaryota; Viridiplantae; Streptophyta; Magnoliopsida; Cucurbitales; Cucurbitaceae.
AGGGAGUGUUAUAGUUUGGUCUAACUAUAUAAAGCUUGGCAUUUGCUUUUUGUGUUUUACCCAAAGGAGAGGGAAGAAAAAAUAAAGGGAUUGGUGGAUUUAAUAAGAGGAAACAGCCACAAAGGAAGGGGCUGAAAGAAGAAAAAGAAUCAUCAUCAUCAUCAUCCAUGAGAACUCGAACAGGCUUAUCUUACCCUCAACUUCAACCAAACACCUUGUCUUCCGACAACCAUCAUCGGAAAAGAACACACUAUGUCGCUGCCGACCGCCCCUUUUGCCGGAAAAGGAAUAAGCUCUCUUCCGACACCAAAAUACCCACCGCCGAUUUAUUCGAUUCCUUGCCGGACGACCUCAUCAUUUCUAUUCUCUCUAAUCUCAGCUCCGCUGCUUCUUCCCCCUCCGAUUUCAUCAAUAUCUUGCUAACAUGCAAAAGAUUAAACAGUUUAGGACUUAAUCCAAUGGUAUUAUCAAGAGCUUCUCAGAAGACUUUCGCAAUUAGGGCACGGAACUGGACGGAAUCGGCUCACCGGUUUCUGAAACAGUGUUCCGAUGCCGGAAAUGUCGAGGCCUGUUAUACACUUGGCAUGAUUCGUUUCUACUGUUUGCAAAAUCGGGGCAGCGGAGCGUCGUUGAUGGCGAAGGCGGCGAUUUGUUCCCACGCGCCGGCUCUUUACUCACUUGCCGUCAUUCAGUUUAACGGCAGCGGUGGAUCCAAAAACGAUAAGGACCUCCGUGCCGGAGUCGCGCUUUGUGCUCGUGCGGCGUUUCUGGGCCACAUCGACGCCCUUAGGGAACUUGGUCAUUGCCUUCAAGACGGUUACGGCGUUCGCCAGAACAUAACGGAGGGUCGACGGUUUCUUGUUCAGGCAAACGCGCGUGAACUCGCCGCCGUGUUGUCGUCGGAGGCGGCUUCUUCCGUCGCUGCAUCGCGCUCGUGUCUCACGUGGAGCAUUCAUCCUCCUCACCAUCGGCACAUUACGGGCUCGGGAUGUCCGUUGUUAAGCGAUUUCGGUUGCAAUAUUCCGGCGCCGGAGGUUCAUCCGGCGAGUCAGUUUUUGGCGGAGUGGUUUGAGGCACGAGGGGGGUCGCCUGGGCAUGGUCUGAGGCUGUGUUCGCACGUGGGGUGUGGACGGCCGGAGACGAGACGGCAUGAGUUCCGUCGGUGUUCCGUUUGUGGUGCCGUUAACUACUGCUCACGUGCGUGUCAGGCGCUGGAUUGGAAACUCCGUCACAAGAUGGAUUGUGCUCCGGUGGAACGUUGGCUUGAUGAAAACGGUGACGGUGGGGCCGAUGGGGCCGAUGUUAUCAUGGACGAAAGUUAAAAAAAAAAAAAUCAAAAUAAAAAAAAGAAAAAAGAAAAAACACGAGAGUUGACGGUGACGACUGCCGUUACUAAACGUUGGCGGCUUCUCGUAAUUUUAGUCGACGAGACGUAAAAGUAAAGGGAGAGAAUAAAAAGGAAAAAGAAAAAAAAGAAAGGCCAAUUUUCUUUUAAGAUA